This is a messenger RNA of Doryrhamphus excisus (bluestripe pipefish), 5446 nucleotides long. It is a transcript of the gene rcan3, whose product is annotated as regulator of calcineurin 3. Gene Ontology annotation, cellular component: nucleus; cytoplasm. Gene Ontology annotation, biological process: calcium-mediated signaling. Gene Ontology annotation, molecular function: calcium-dependent protein serine/threonine phosphatase regulator activity; nucleic acid binding. Lineage: Eukaryota; Metazoa; Chordata; Actinopteri; Syngnathiformes; Syngnathidae. The record is from RefSeq and is a predicted model, not a curated record.
GAGAUUGUGUUAGGUUGCGCUGCAGUAAUCCCAUAAUAACAAACGCCGCUUCUGACAGCAAACUCUUGAUAUUGAAGACGGCCAAACGGUCUCAUUUUCUGUGUCAUUCGCUCAUCAAAUCCUGCUUUAGCCCCCUUUGCGAUGGUUUAUCGUCACGAACGGUAGUCAGUGGCAUCUCUUGCUUGUGGUCCCCAUCUACCUAUCAUCAUCAGUCCUAAAAAAAAAGGCUCACCAUGCUGCGAGAGAGCUUCAAGGCAUGGAGCAACGGCUCCGAGGCCUACAGCAGUGACCCGGAGGAGGAUGAGGAGGAGGAAGAGGACAUGGUGUUUGGGGACAAUGACCAGGACGGCAUGGCAGAAGAAAUGAUGGACCUCAGCGACCUCCCCACGGCGCUCUUUGCCUGCGGUAUCCAUGAAGCUGUGUUUGAAGAGGAUGUGGACAGGGAGAGAUUUGAGGCAUUGUUUCGGAUCUACGAUGACCAGGCCACCUUCCAGUUGUUCAAAAGCUUCCGCAGAGUCCGGAUCAACUUCAGCACACCGGAGGCCGCUGCCCGCGCUCGCAUCGAGCUCCAUGAGUCUGAGUUCAACGGCAGGAAGCUCAAACUCUACUUUGCUCAGGUCCAGAAUGGCGACGAGGACAUCGACAAGUCGUACCUGGCACCCCCUCAGCCCGUCAAACAGUUUCUGAUCUCGCCACCCGCCUCGCCGCCUGUGGGCUGGAGUCAGAGCGAGGAUGCCACGCCGGUCAUCAACUACGAUCUGCUGUGUGCGGUUGCCAAGCUGGGACCAGGUGAGAAGUACGAGCUCCAUGCUGGCACAGAGUCCACUCCGAGCGUAGUGGUUCACGUGUGCGAGAGCGAGACGGAGGAUGAGGAGGCUGGGCGGCCGAAGCAGGAAAUCGUGCAGACCAGACGCCCAGACGGCCCCCCGAAGGUCUUCAACUAGAGACGGCCCUUGACACACACGCAAUCAGUGACCCACACUCUUUUUGGCCGCCUCUAUGAUCUGCAACACAUCUCUCUCUCUUUAUCUCUUUGCCUCUCUCUCUCUCUCUCUCUUGUCUUUGCACUCACAGAGAGCGACGCCCCUCAUUUCAGCUGAAAAAAAAACAAACAUUGCUCCAGUUGAGGCGUUUUUUGCCGAAUGAGGCGGCUUGGAAGUGAAUGGAUGAGAAUCUCACACACAUGCACACACAACUCGCACGCACACAGUCAUCACAUUCCUGUGAGUGGUGGGUGUUAGAGUGACUCCGCCCCCCUUACUGACCUGCCUACUCCGUGGGGAGUGAUGGUCAACAACAGAGGGCGCCAUGGUGUUCAAAUGUACGCUCGCUAGUGCUAGCUCGCUAACUGGUUAGCUCACACCUCAUUGCGAAUGGUGUUUUAUGCACAAUGUGUGUUUAUUUCCCACUCAUGCUCAUAUCAGGUCUUUGCAUGUAUAUACAGUAACACACGCUACUGCGUGGAAAAAUACUAACAGAAUAUACCACACUGCACGGAGCGCCAUAUGUGACAAACGAGUUAGACUUUUCUCCAUUUUUUACCUUUUUUUUUUUUUGCUGAACUACUAGAUGUGUGUUCUUAUUGUGCAUUUGAUACACUUUUUGCAUGCUUAAUUCUGAGCUGAGGUGUUUUUUUUUUUGUUGUUGUUUUUGUUUUGGGAAAUGCAUGCCGAUUUGGCAAAAAGCACAUUUGCCGCUGAGGCGUCCCCCCCCCCCCCCCCCUCUAUAAUUUGAAUGUUACGCCACCUUCAGUGUUGACGCUCAGCUUUUGGCUUUUGUUCUGACGGCUGCUCCUAUCUCCCCAGCCCUUCUCAAUGUCUCUCUUGUAAAUAUAAUAUCGUCUUUUGUCCGUUUUUGUAGUCCUCGUUGGGUCAAAAGGGAAACUUUAAGGAUGCCUGAUGAGAUGUCAACCAAAGCAUUCUCACGUAUUUCCAUAACAGUUUUACCAACAAAACUGGAGGAUAACACUUUAAUGAGCUUCACCUUUUUGUUCAUUAAAGACACUACAACCAAUCCGAAAUAUACUAAACAGUUAUUAGUGUUGUGUUUUUAAACCAUGUUUUGACGCAAGAUGUGUUUAAUUGUAUUUUAGAAGGCGAAGCGGGUCACAAAAAACGAGCUGUGGGCUGCAAAUGGCCCUCAGUGCCACACUUUGGACACCCCUGCUUGAGAGGAGUUUCCAACAGAUGCUUUUCACGGAAACGCCAACAUCACUCCGCUCCAUGUUGUUGUUAAUAUUAUAUAAUGGACAAAAAUAAUAAGGAACAAAGAUAAAAGUCAGAUGAAUCAUGUGUUAGUAGCUAUAGCAGGAAAACACACCAGCUGAGAUGCUAACAGAAGCGCUAGUUAGCCAGCUUGCUAGCCAUGCAAAGAGCUAACAAUUGUUUGUUUGGUUUUGGUUGUCUUUACACCUAUACUUUAUUUGACUACUAGGGACAGUGUUGUGGCGUUGUAUGGAAUGCAGAGCUGACGGGAGGUUAGGGUUGUUAUUUUUUAAAUUUUUCAUACACGCACCUGCUGGCUAGCUAACUUGACGCCAUAUACCGCCAUUUUAGACGUAAGAUUCAUUCAAUCACUUUGUGACAGUAACGGGAACAUACAACAAACACAAGUUGAUGUUUGGACCUGACCUGAUCCCCUGCACCCCUCAGAAGCAACUAAAAUGGUAAGACUUGAUAGUUGCUACAGAACUAUUAUAUAUUUUAAUGGGUACGCUUUGAAAGAAACACACAAAAACCAUGAAGAUGCUACUCUAAAUAAGCAGCAUCACGGAUUCCAUUGGAAACUUUUGACUACUAGCCAAAAGUGUCAGAGCUUGCAAAACUGAGGGGUUUCGUUAUUGUUGCUUUAUUUGAAACAUUUGAGUAUAUUUCUUUGAUUGACCAUCGCUCAGUUGAGAGAGUUGUGCAAAACUAUUUGGCUAGACUUAACGUAAAAACGAAAAGUAGCAACGUUCUUGUCACCAUGGACCAGGGCCCCGUUUCACGAAGCAGGUUCAACCAACUCUGGAGUCUAACCCUGAACUCUGAGUUGAUCUACUCUGAGACAGGAAACUCUGACUUAGGGGUUUCAGAACAGGUGAUUUCAAUUGGUUCAAUCAACACAGAGUUUGUUCACUCUGAGUUAAGCGCGUGCACCACGACUUUAAAAAGCCCUGAUCAAUGGAGCCCCGUUCCCUCGAUUCACCAUGGUAACGAGUGAUAAGAAAAGAUCGUCAUAUUUCAGUCCUCUGGAACUGGAUAUAUUAAUGCGGUCAUACGGCGAAUUUGAAAGCGUUUUUAAAAAGAAAAGCAACAUUGAAAGCGUUUUUAAAAAGAAAAGCAACACGGCUGCAGCAGCGAAAGAACGCGAGUCGGCGUGGGAGAGUUAAUGCUCGAGUCAAUGCGUAAGUUUACAUUUAUUAUAUACAUUUAUGCAAUCACAAUAAUAUUAGGCUACAGAUGCAAACAAGUAGAAUGGUGUUACAGCUACAAUUUAUGUCACUUAGAUGUAAUCCCACCGGCGAAAAAAGAACGUGGAAGCAGUUGAAGAUGAAAUAUAAAAACAUUGUUCAAACAGGUAAGCCCUCAGCAUAACAGUCAGGGUGCCUCUUUUUAAUCAUGUUUACCACUAAAUAUCAUUCAGCGGCUGUUUCAGUGUGCAUUAUCUCCAACAUAAUAUUGUUUUCACACACAUACAUGUCCUCGCCUGUAUACAGUUAAAUCAGACAUAUGAAAAGCAACAUCUAACUUCUACUCAGCCAGUGGAAUUCAUGUGCAACUGUAUAAUGUCAUCCUUAUGUGUUCCCAGCUACCACUAAAAGAAAUCUACAAAGUGCGUUUAUUAAAAACAGUACAAAAAACAGAAAAAGAAAUGGUGCUGCUGGACCGCCAGAUAACUAAAACGGAUCUGGAAAUUGAAUUAUUAAAACACAAGUUAGAGGUGGGUGCAUGGUCAUAGGUGAAUUGUGUUGAUGAUUGUAACAAUUAAAAAGUAAGAAACCAUUUUUUUUCUUAUUUGUAGGAAACAAAGAAGACCAAAUGAAUUUUUUUGUCUUUCUGUUUAUUUUACUGCUGUUGGUGAUGGUGAUUAUGAAAAACGACCAAACUGGCUUUAAACACGCGCGACAAUGAAUGAAUCACACCGGAGACAGAAAGAAACUCGAGGUUCAUUGAAGAAAACCUGGUCCCGACCAGGUUAUGUUCACAGAGUCUGUUGCCAUAGUAACUGACACCGAGGUUAAGUUACCUCUCUCUGUGAAACAGGCUGGAGUUACUCCUCUGUCUCUGGUUUGACUUACCUCCCUUUUUGAAACGGAAAACUCAGAGUUUCCCUCAUUUCAGGGUUAACAUACUCCGAGUUUUCACUAAACCUGCUUUGUGAAACGGGGCCCAGAUAAACUGUCUUUAAUUUAUUUGGUCGUGUGGUGCCCCCUUGUGGUGUACAUGUAAAAACGCAGUAUAUACAGGUCAAUACAGUACAGUACUACCAUCUUAAGUCAAACACGAUGAAUCUAACUCGUGCUUUAGAAAAUAUUAUUUAUUAGUCUAGUUGUCCUAUUGCAUUACUACUGCAGGGGUGGGCAACGUGUGGCCCAUGGUCUGUAUAUGCCCACAGAAAACGUUUUCUGUGGCCAGAAGAAGUAUUUGAAAAAGGCCUGAACAGUCAUUGUGGGUUAAAUUUCACAAUAUAUAGGUAGUAUUUAUUUGAUAUUUUUAGUACUACGGACCUCUGAGGGUUUUAUACAAAACAAAAUGGCCCCCAAUAGGAGUAAUGUUCCAUAUUGUAUGAAAAUGGUCUUUAUUCAACACAAAAUGCAUGUGAGCACUUUAACUAUUAAUUGUGUCGGUUUCUUGUUUGUUUCUGUCUGAUAUGCUGUUAUCUUUUUUGGGGGAUUUUGUUCAUUUUGCAUAACAAAAUCGACAUUGCUUUUCAUCAUCUCAUCGUCUAGCAAAGUGGAGCCGUUUGUAUCGGCGCCACAUUGAAGAUGUACAGUACAUGAGUACAAAACAGGAAGUAGGUUGGCGGGAGCCUCUUAAAGGGCCGGCAUGAUGAACUUUUUGUAUAUUUUUGUACAUAAUAUGCCAAGUUUUUAUGUUGCUGAGACCCAGUCCCAGUAGUGUGUGUGUGGCUUCUCUUGUUGUCAUGGAGAUGGAAAUCAUUUCUGCGCCUACUAAAACAACAAAAAAAUAUGCUGUUUGUCACUGUAUUUUUUGGUUUCAUAUUUUGUUUGUGACUACUAUGUCUUGUAUUGUAGGAACUACAGAAAACAAAAGUAGCAAAACAAGCAAUAAUUUACAGUUCUAUGAUACCGGUAUGUGUAUUUUCAUGUUCUGUACUUCUUUCUAAGAGAUCUUGAUCUCUAUCUUACAGUAUCUGCUUCUAUUUGUGUAGUAUGAUAGUCCUUUGUUUCACUUAGAGAAAAAAACAACAUAAAGACUUAUUCUUAAAAGACAUGUCUGGUGUC